CGCAAAACGACGCGCAAGAUCGACUGGCGACUAAUCCCCCCUCUCGUGUGCAUGUACUGCAUCAGUUCCAUUGACCGCAAGAAUGUCUCGCUCGCUCGCGCUGCCAACAACGAGGCGAUGCAGGAUGAGCUUGACCUCGGAACCUCGCGCUACAACAUCAUCACUCUUCUGUUCUUCCCGCCAUACAUUAUCUUUGAAUUGCCGUCCCAGCUCGGUCUUCGCAAGUUCGGUCCCCGUUACUGGCUCGGUAGUGCCACGUUCCUGUGGGGCUUGGUUACCAUCGGUCUCGGUUUCUCCAACAACUGGAUUGCCAUGGCUGCCAUGCGCGCACUUCUCGGCAUGUUCGAGGCGUGUCUCUUCCCUGGUGCUGCCUACCUCAUUGCCUGCUGGUACCCGCGCAAGCAGAUGGCCCGCCGCAGCGCUGCGUUCUACAUCACUUCCAUUGCCGUCGGCGGUCUCGGAAACCUCCUCGGUUACGGCAUCUCGAUGAUGCACCGUAUCCAGAACUACUCGGGAUGGCGCUGGAUCUUCAUCAUCGAGGGUAUCUUGACGGUCGUGAUCGCCGUUAUGGGCCUCCUCCUCCUCGUUGACUUCCCGGACCGCUCGACGUUCUUGACGCCCGAGCAGAAGGACAUGAUCAUCACUCGUAUCCACCGCGACCGUGGCGACUCCGAGGCCGACCCCAUGACCAAGGCGAAGUUCAUCUCUUACCUCUGCGAGCCCAAGAUCUGGCUCUUUGCCGUCUGGUUCUGCGUCACCACUCUCGGCACCUACUCGAUGUCCUACUUCCUUCCGCGUAUCCUCCGUGGUAUGGGCUUCACCGACACCAUGUCUCAGGUCCUGCUGGCCCCACCCUACGUCUGGGCUGUGGUCCCCGCAAUGGUCCACGCCUACUGUGCCGACAAGUUCCGCAACAUGCGCGCCUGGAUGAUGCUCUCGGGCUGCUUCCAGUGCAUCCUCGGCACAAUCCUCUACUCGCAGCUCCCCGAGCGCAUGAAGGCUGGCCGUUACGCUGGCACGUUCCUGGCUGUCGGUGCCGCCAACGGAAACGUCGGGCUCAUCAUCUCAUGGUCUCAGUGCUCGAUCCGCAACCAGUCCAAGCGUGGUUUCACCUCUGCUCUCGUCGUCGCCUUCGGCGGUAUCGGCGGUAUUCUUGCCUCGCUCCUCUUCAUGGACAAGGAGGCUAAGAAGGGAUACCCCACUGGUGUUUGGAGCGUGGUCGGCCUCAACUGCUUCCAGGUUUUCACUGUUGUCGGCAUGCGCUUCUUCUUCAAGUACCGCAACAAGCUCGCGGAUGAGGGCAAGGUUGUCAUCGAGGGCGACCCGAAGUUCCGUUACCAGCUGUAAUGGAAGGAGAGAUAGAAGAAACGGGAGCGGGAGGGGGAGGAGGGAGGGAGGAACGGAGGGAUGGGAGUGAGUGUACGGGCAUAUUGGGUUUGUAGCAAGGGACAAGAAGUGCGAGAGAGAGGAGGAGAGGAAGGGAUGUUGUG
Cutaneotrichosporon oleaginosum is the source of this 1490-nucleotide messenger RNA. NCBI's taxonomy places the organism in Eukaryota, Fungi, Basidiomycota, Tremellomycetes, Trichosporonales, Trichosporonaceae. The record is from RefSeq and is a predicted model, not a curated record.